CGGUCCUGGACCUGCCGUCCCAGAUGUCUCAGCCAGGACCAGCGCACCGCAUGGCCAUGGGCACCAAAGCUGGUGCCCUGGCGAGCCUGGGCCUCACCCUCCUCCUGUGCCUGGCUGCCCACUGCUCCCCGCCCUGGGCUAAGGGUGUCCCCCAGGGGGAGCUGGACGCUGGCGAGGACAGCCUGGGGGCGGGGGCCGACGCGUCCGUCCUGCAGGGCUUCUGCGGCCAGCCCGCCUGCCAGCUGCCCCGGGACCAGCUCUCAGCCCUCCUCAGGAGCCUGGCCUCGCGGCAGGUGCCCCUCAAGGCCUGGCAGCUCAGCUGCUUGGCCAGCCUCGCCGCCCAGCACCGCCUGCAGGACGACUUCCUGCUGCACCCGCCCGACCUCCUGCUCUUCUACAACCUGAGCCAGGUGAGGGACGCCGACUGCCGGGCCUUCACCGGCCGCGCCGCCCAGGGGCACACGGAGCUGCUGGCCAACCUGCCCGACCAGAGGGCCGCCCUGCAGCACAUGGCCUUGGCCUGCCUGGGGGGGCCGCCGCUGCGGCUCAGCGCCGUGGACCUGGAGCUCCUCGGGGCCCUCGUGUGCGACAUGGACGCAGCCAGCAUCCUGGCCGCAGACCCCCGCGUGCUGCAGAACCUGCGACGCUGCCCCCGGCUGACCACGGCCCAGGGGGCCGCCCUCAACGGCCUGCUGGCCAGCGGGAGGACCUACCUUGGGCCCCCUGAAACCUGGAACCUAGAGGGGCUGUGGGCGCUGGGACCCCUGGCCUUGCACAUCCGCCCCUGCCUGUGGGUGCAGGUGCCAAAGGCCGUGUGCCUGGGCUUCUUCCGCAGCGUGGUGGCCGCGAGCCGGGCAGGGCGGCUCAGCCAGCGAGAGGCCGGGCGCUUCGUCGCCAGCUUCCUGCAGUCCAGGGCCACCUCCGGGCUCGCGAGGCCCAGGCGCGGCACAGGCCGGCCCUGCGUGCACGGCAACCUCACUGCGGCCGCGCUGAGGGACGACCUCCUCCUGGUGCGCUACGACUGCGCCCAGCUCCAGGCCUGCCUGGACGGCCGGGUGCUCAGGGCCGGCCUGGACGCCCUGCUGCAGCAGCCGCUGCCCGCCGAGUGCCAGCACGUCGUCAAGGCCAAGCUCGCCCAGAUCUACCCCGGGGGCGUGCCCGAGGACCAGCUGCCCCGCAUCACCUCGCUGGUCUACCUCUACUCCCUUGCCGAGAUUGGCCAGUGGAACAUCACGUCCAGAGACACCGUCCAGACCCUGCUGGCCCCUGACGUGGCCCUGGAGAACCAGACAGAGGCCGUCCUGCAGAGGUUCCUGGACCACAACGGCACGGUCACGGGCGCCCUGCUUGUGGCCAUCGGGGGCUGCCGCCUGUGCUGGAUGGGGGCCCAGCAGAUCCAGGCCAUCGGGCCCGCAGAGUUCCGGCUGGCCGGGGCGCUGGACGUCUCCUGCUGCGCGCAGAACCAGAAAAACGCGCUCUUUGCCAAGGCGCGCGAGGCCUUCGGCAGCACCAGGACGGCCGCGGCCUACUACCGCUUCAUCCGCCCCUACCUGGGCGGCGCCCCGGUGGAGGAGCUGCAGCGCCUGGCGCAGGCCAACGUCUCCAUGGACAUCGACACCUUCGCCAGCCUGAACCCCAGUGUGCUGCAGAGCCUCAGCGUCAGCAGCGUCGCCACCCUGCUGGGCCAGAACGUGGGCGACCUGCAGAAGGCCCGCAGCCACCCGGCCAUCCGCAGCUGGCUGCGCGGCCUCAACACGUCGGCCCUGAGCCAGCUGGGCCUGCGCGCCGACCCCACCGGCCCCUCGGACCCCGCGGCCCCGACGCAGGGGCGCCCCCACACCAGCGCCCUGGCGCCAGGGCCAGCGCACCUGCCGGGCCGGCCGGACAGCGCCGCAGCGCCUGCCUCGGGCAGCCCGCCCGCCCGGCCAUGCCCGCUGCUCGCCGCUGCGCUGCCCUCCGGCCUCCUGUGGCUGCUGCUCUCGGCCUCUCCCAGCGAGGGGGCUGGCUCGCGCGGCCGGGCGCCCAGGCCUCACACGCAGGGACGGCGGGGCCUCUGGCUGCGCUGGGUGCCCCGCACCCCCAUCUCCCGGGAGCCCCGGGGACCUGAACCCAUGCAGCCAGGAGGCCGCGCGGUGGGCUAG
Lepus europaeus (European hare) is the source of this 2141-nucleotide messenger RNA. Its product is annotated as mesothelin-like protein. The transcript has 15 exons. The coding region runs from base 24 to 2141 and encodes 705 amino acids. Gene Ontology annotation, cellular component: cell surface. Lineage: Eukaryota; Metazoa; Chordata; Mammalia; Lagomorpha; Leporidae. Gene Ontology annotation, biological process: cell-matrix adhesion. The record is from RefSeq and is a predicted model, not a curated record.